AGAUGAUCCAACUACAGCAACAGUUCCAACAACUCCAGCAUUCCAUCCAGCACUCGGCAACCCCUGCUGCUACCAUGACAAUGAUGCCUCCCACCAUGUACCCCCAUCCCUCUCUGGUUGCCAUGACGAUGGGUGGAAUGCCAGGAAUGGGCCACUCGGUUGCCAUGCCAACAUCUGGGAUGGUUCCCAUGAACGCGAUGAUGGGCCAGUUCAGUCCAGCAACAUACUCCCCUCCUCACCCUCCACUUAUCACCUCCACACCUACCUCUCAGGAGAAGCCACACCGACAAAAUGAUGUAAUCCCAGAGGAAAAGCCCCGCCCCCAAGGAGCCGGAACAAGUCGACCGGAUAGUGAGGGGCCCAGUGAUUUAACAGCUCAGCUGCGGGCAGGAGCUCUGGGUCCAAUGGAGCCUCAGUUUGACAAGCUCAUGGAGGAUGUUAGGGAAGCUGAGCAGUCCGCAUUGCUGAGGAAGGUAGGAACUGAACCUCUCUUUUCCAGCUCACCCACCCACACCCUGCCUCAGGUGCCUGUGGAGCUGGCUGACAAGGAAGGAGACGGAUCCUACUCAGGAAUGGCAGCUGUUCUGGCUGAGGCUCUCAGAGAACGCAGGAAGCAGCUGACAACAACUGACAGACUCAACCAAACUUCUGUCUCACUUGAUUUGGACGACUCAAGAUUUUCUGAGUGGGACUCCUAACAACUUGGCUACUUUUUCACUGGCGUUUUUACUACAUACACAGUUCAACUUACUAUAACUGAUGUUUUAUAGAGCUUAUUUUUUACCCUCGGUGCACAUCCACAGCGAGGGUUACAGUAUAUACCUAAUUGGUUUGUCACUGUGUAGUGUGUGUGUUUUAUUUAUUAAUUUGUCUGCUCAUUGAUUUUCAUGCUAGCAUCGCAGUUUUGGUGAG
This is a messenger RNA of Geodia barretti, 912 nucleotides long. The record is from the annotation of a GenBank genome assembly. NCBI's taxonomy places the organism in Eukaryota, Metazoa, Porifera, Demospongiae, Tetractinellida, Geodiidae.